Xiphophorus hellerii (green swordtail) is the source of this 4818-nucleotide messenger RNA. RefSeq names its product RNA-binding protein 15-like. Lineage: Eukaryota; Metazoa; Chordata; Actinopteri; Cyprinodontiformes; Poeciliidae. Bases 171 to 2666 code for a protein of 831 amino acids. The record is from RefSeq and is a predicted model, not a curated record. The transcript is spliced from 2 exons. Gene Ontology annotation, molecular function: RNA binding.
AGCAAAAGGAGGCGGGACUUACAUUAUAGUAGUGCAGCUUAUCCAACAUGGCGCUGACGUCGUUUGCCUGAUAAGCAUUUCUAAGUUUCGUCAGUUUAGUGGAUAUUAGUUUGAAGAGAGCAUAUUUAGGCAUAUCCCUGAGUUGAAGUGGCAGCUGUUUGCAACUUGAAAUGAAAGGAAAGGAGCGAUCACCGGUGAAAAAACGCACCCGUGGGCCCGACGAUGGCAGAGACAGAGGAGGAAGCUAUCCGAGCAGCAAGAAGACCGCAGCUCUGUCAGCCAGCAACGGCUCCGCUCAGAGCGGCGCUUCCUCCAGAAGAGGUUUACCCAGCGACAAAAGAGACAUGAGGGACUCAGAAGGACACGGCUCAUCCAGUCGGAUCGGUAGCGGCUACGACUACGGGUCUUCCUCCGGGAACAAGUCGCAUGGUGGCGCUGAUAUCGCCGCGGAAACAUCCAGGUCCGGUUCACGCGGGGAGCCGCGGCCUCCGUUGGCCCCAGGAAGUGAGUACAAGACGCUGAAAAUAAGCGAGCUGGGCUCCGAGCUGAACGACGAGGAGAUAGAGGACGGGCUGUUUCACGAGUUUAAGAAGUUCGGGGACGUGAGCGUGAAAAUAUGCCGUGAAAACCACGAGAGGGUGGCGUUCGUAAACUUUCGGAGGCCCGAAGACGCCCGGGCGGCCAAGCAUGCCCGGGGGAAGUUGGUGCUGUACGACCGGCCUCUGAAGAUAGAGACCGUGUACAUUAAUCGGCGUACGAGCCGCUCCCCGGUUGGCAAAGACAGUUUUCCCUCUGGACACAGGCACCCCCACUCCCAGAGACCCCAGUCUCCCCCGGGCCCGGGUUACAGGGACUACCGGUUACAGCAGCUGGCUCUGGGUCGACUCCCUGCUCCUCCUCCUCCUCCUCCUCCUCCUCCUCUACCUCCCCAUCUCAGGGACCUUGAAAGAGACAGAGACUUCCCGCUGUAUGAAGGCCGCAGCAGGCCUCCGUUCAUCCCUGAAUGUUACCGUGAGGAGGAACUACUCAGCCCCGAGGACGACCAGAGGGCGAACAGGACGUUGUUUCUGGGCAACCUGGAGUCCGGAUUGACAGAGAACGACAUCAGGAGAGCGUUUGAAAGGUUCGGGCUGAUUACAGAGGUGGACAUAAAGCGGACUGUCAGAGGGCAGAACAACACAUAUGGAUUCAUCAAGUUUGAGAACCUGGACAUGGCUCAUCGAGCCAAAGUGGCCAUGUCGGGGAAGGUGGUGGGUCACAGUCCCAUCAAGAUUGGGUAUGGCAAACCUACACCCACAACCAGACUGUGGGUGGGGGGGCUGGGCCCCUGGGUUCCAGUGACUGCACUUGCUAAAGAGUUUGACCGUUUUGGCACCAUCAGGACUAUAGCCUACAGGAAAGGCGACUUGUGGGCUUACAUCCAGUACGAAAGCCUUGAUGCCGCUCAUGCUGCCUGGACCCACAUGAGGGGUUUCCCUCUUGGCGGCCCUGACCGGAGACUCAGAGUGGACUUUGCAGAGACAGAGAACCGCUACCCGCAGCAGCAGUUUGUGCAGCUCCCUCUCCCCAUGCCCCACUUUGACUUGGUCCAGGAGCCAUUUUCUCAUCGCCUGGCCGAGCCGAUGAGAGUAAGAGACCGCACCCCUCCGCUUCCUGGCCGCUUUAGGGAGCGGGAUCCGUUUUCAUCUGCCGAGUGGGUUGGCCUGAAUGCCCACGACAGGAUGAGAGGACCGGGCUUUGACCCCAUUGGUCGUCUGGAGCGGCGCUGGUCAGUGGAGCGCGAGUUGCAGGGCAGAGAUGUCGGCCCCAAAAGGAGACAUUUAGACGACGGCUGGAGAGUGGAGCGCUCUCCUGACAACGGGGACUUUGGUCUGCGCCGUCAUGGCGGCUCAUUGGAGCACAGCCCCGGGGGAAGCAGCCGGGACGGGGGACGCUACAGUGACCCCGAGCGCCUCCCUCGCUCUGGCGGAACCACCCCGGCCAAAGAGCGGCAGAACAACCACAACUCUAGCUUGGUGGAAAAAAGAAAAAGAACACGCAGCCCCUCUCAGCCGGAGCCCAAACGCAAAGCUGGAGACACGUCCAAGAGCCCGGCGAAGAAGGAACAGCGGCCAGACAAUCCGGCCUCAAGCUCCUCCCCGUCCAAGCAGCCGGGCUCUGACGGGCCGAGGCUGAGUCAGGCCUGGGAGGGCGUCCUGCUGCUGAAGAACAGCAGCUUCCCCGCCUCCCUGCACCUGCUGGACGGAGACAUGCGGAUGGCCACCAGCCUGCUGGUGGAGGGCCCCACCGGCGGGAAGGUGACCCAGCUGAAGAUCAGCCAGCGCCUCCGCCUGGACCAGCCCAAGCUGGACGAGGUCGCCCGCCGCAUCAAGGCCGCCGGCUCCAGCGGCCACACCGUCCUCCUGGCCUUGCCGGGGAAAUCCGAGGACGCCAACAGCUCUGUGGAGAGGCCGCUGAAGAACCUGGUGUCCUACCUCAAGCAGAAGGAGGCGGCGGGGAUCAUCAGCCUCCCGGUGGGGGGCGGCCGCGACAAGGAGCACAGUGGAGUCCUGCACGCUUUCCCUCCAUGUGAGUUCUCCCUGCAGUUCGUGGAUGCCUCUGCCAAAGCCUUUGCCAAAUCAGAGGAAGACUACCUGGUGAUCAUCAUAAUUAAAGGAGCCUCAUAAAGAAAAGUGCAAAUUACAUGUCUUUUAUUUUUUUUUAUUAUUAUUACUGUACUCUCAUCUUUUUAAGUUGUGAGGAAAUCCUGACAAGAGUGUAGUGGAAUCUGAUUCUGUAGGAGAGUGAAAGUUCAUUUUGUGCUGUGAAAGGUUUACUAAGAGGAAUAUAACAGUAAGAUAAAGUAUAUUAUAUGAUGGUAAACUGAUGGACUGCAUUGAUACAGAUUACAUACCGGCGCUUACUGUUUUAAAUGUUAAACUUAAAGGGUACGCUUCUUAAAGGAACUCAGAGCAAACUACUUUAUAAUGAAUAUGUUGCCUUAUGAAAAAAACCCCAACAAUUUUCUAUCCAGGGAAGAAUGUUUGACUUUUUUUUCUUCUAGGCAUAAAUUUAAUUGAUUUCUGUCAAACCGUUUAACAUUUAGAGAAUUCAAUCAAAUACGGUCAUUGUUUGUUUUGAUAAGGAAAAGAAACAUAAUUGCUCGUCCAGUUACACUUUAAAAUCUAUAUUCAAAUGUGCGUUUGUAUAAGUUAUGCCUGACUAAAUUUCUUAACACCUCACAGUUUUCUAAUUUUGCCAGUUUGGUUCAAGCAGAAAAGAAACAUUUGUCUAAUGAAAAAAUGUGUAAUUUAAAGGUAUAGUUAAUUUUUUUUCUCUGCUCCAAAGCAUACAAUUAUAUAUAUUAUAUUAUAUGUUCAUACAAUUCUCCUUGGAGAAUUGUAUGAAUACAUAAUUCAUACAAUUCAUACAAUUCUACAAGGAGAAUUCAUACAAGGAGAAUUGUAUGAAUAUGUAAUCUACAACAGGGUUGUUUAGAAAGGUCGUUGUGCUGUGAUUUUGAGGAAAAGUGAAUAAAUCUUGAGAUCUUUUUAUUUUCCUACCACGUAGGAUUCAGUUCUAUGCUAGCAGGUAUUUGCCUGGGAAAGCAAAAUAACUUUCUUAUCAUGAGGCUAAAGGUGUGUUGUCUGGUGCUGCUGGCUGUUCAAGCCCACAGAGAGAAGAGUUUGGAUGUCAUUUGUGUAGCGACACCAAAAUGUUCCUUCAGCCUGAAGCCUCCGCUGACGUAGCUUUGGUGGAGUAACGCUGCCGUUGUUUGGCUGUGAAAGCCUCGACAAACUUUAAAGUUUUUGGUAAAGAUGGUUAAUAUCUGCAAACAUAGAAGUGUGUCCCAUAGAUGCCGACAUUUUCAGUUUAAGUUACAAAUAGCUAACAUCUGCGAUCUGCAGAUUUAUUAACUUUUCUACAAAUUCACAGCAGUACGUCAUCUUUCUUCUAGAGGCGAAGGAACUGAAACUGAAAACAAAUUUCUCUCCUUAAAAAUCUGAACUAUUUAAGUUCUUCAAAGUUCUUGCCUGAAAUAAUUAUUAGUCCAAUUAUUAUGGACGAUCAGAGCUGAUUUGAAUAGACUAGUGAGCCGUGAUGUGAGUUUAAAAGGUAACUUGAACGUUUUUCUUUUGCAUCUGUUCUUCAAGCCCUGCUAACAACAAUAGGUGAAGAGGAUGGAUAGAAAAAGCAGACCGUUUUUAAAAAUUAUUUUCAAUUCUAUUUGUAUUGCAAGACAUUUAUUGGAACAAGGGAAAAAAAAAAGACCUAGUAUCACUUAUGUAUGUCAGUGAAAUUUGGCUCUUGAUGAAUCUUCAAAGUGAUAAACAAAAAUUUGUCGCUUUUUGUCUCCAUCCUGUCCUCAGAAUAAUUUUAUUGCUAUAUUAAGUUUGGUUAAACAUUUCCCAGCCUGCUAAUCUUAACUCCUACCCCAGCAAAGCAUGUAACUGUUUGACAAACUGUUGAUGUAAACUAUAAAUGAAGGUUUUAUGUGUAUGACGGACGACCCUUCAUCUGAUCUGACCUGGAAGUAGAGAAAUAUUACUACGCUAUCUGUGGACUCGAGCGCGAGGAGAGGAGGCGGCUCCCUUCCUGCCGUCAUCCGAAGAGACUUUUACUGGUUGAUUUUUAUGCUUUUGAUUUGAGUACUGUUUUAAAAUGAGAAAAAAAAAAAGAAAGUAUGUGCUGUAAACUCAGGAUUUCUGGAGACAGAAGUGGAGAACUUCAAUGCUGAUGGGCCUAACUGUCAGACAAACACGCAGACGUGCAGCAAGCACUUGAUAGAUCUUGUUUUAAUAAAUUUGCUCUUUCGUGGGAAAGACGAGUGCCUCGGAA